CUUUUCGCAUUCAUCAUCCCCAUCAUCAUCAUCAUCAUCAUCCUCCUCCCUCUUCUCAACCCUCUACUCAAGCACCGCCACCAAUAUCUCAUACAAUUUUAGGUACAGAACAAGGUAUCCCGCAAUGAGCGCCGCGCCAAGCAAAGUCGCGGACCGCCACCCGGCGAGCGAGUCGGAGGACUCGGACUCGCGGGACGAGGAGGAUUGGAGCGAUGCCGAGGAAGAAGAUGAUGAUGAGGAAGAGACCCUUGAAGUUAUCUCGCUGCUUGAUGACCGGGUAUUCCCUGAUGUCAUGUCUAUGCUUGCGCAUUGCAGGGAGAAGCACGGCUUUGAUUUCCUGGGCGUUCGACAGCGAUUGCAGCUUGAUUUCCACGGCUGCGUUAAGCUUGUUAAUUUCAUUCGCCAGCGGGUGCACGAGGGCUUGUCCGUAACGGAGGACAUCUCGUGGUCCGACAUUGACCAUGAGCAGUACCUAAAACCGGUGUUAGACGACGACGCCGUCAUCCUGGGGCUAUUCGACCUGCCGGAGCUCAAGCCAGCAGUGCAGAAUAGCAAUGGCGACAGCGGUGAAAACGCCGCAUUGGUUGACGGCCUCCUGAAGCGCAACAGUGAGCUCCAGGAGGAGCUAGCCCGCGUCAAGACCCAGUUCGACAGCUAUCGCGUCGCUGUGCAGCAGACGCUCGACGAGCGCUGGGGAGACGUCGAUCAGGCCGAGGCCGAAUCUGCUGCUGCUGUCAAGGCGGGUAAGGGAAAGGAGGCUGGUGAGAAGAAGGACGACUCUCAGUCCUACUGGGAAUCUUAUGCCGGAGCCGAUAUCCACGAGACAAUGCUCAAGGAUGCGGUACGCACCGACGCAUACCGGGACUUCAUCUACAACAACAAGCACCUCUUCGCAGGCAAAACUGUGCUGGACAUAGGGUGCGGCACCGGAAUCCUAAGCAUGUUCUGCGCCCGCGCCGGCGCGUCCAAAGUCAUCGCCGUCGACGCCAGCGCCAUCAUCACUAAAGCGCAAGAGAACAUCUUCCACAACAACCUAUCCUCAGUCAUAACCUGCGUGCACGGGCGCAUCGAGGAAGUCGCCCUGCCCGUCGACGAGGUCGACAUCAUCGUCAGCGAAUGGAUGGGGUACUGUCUGCUCUUCGAAGCUAUGCUGCCCUCCGUGCUCUUCGCCCGUGACAAGUACCUCAAACCAGAUGGUCUGCUGGUGCCCUCGCACGCGAACAUCUGGCUCGCGCCCGUCGCAGAUCCCCAGUAUAUCGCCGAUAACGUCAGCUUCUGGCGCGACGUCUACGGCUUCGACAUGCACGCCAUGCAAGCCGGCAUCUACGACGAAGCGCGCGUGCUCACCUGGCCCUCGUCGUCUCCCCCCUCCGACGCAGAUAGCACCAUCCCCGCGCCCCCAAGCGCAUUCAAGCUGCUGGACCUAUACCAAGUCCAGACCGCCGACCUCUCCUUCACAGCGCCCUUCGCAACCGCCUUAGCGCGCGACAUCGACGCGCUAGACGGGUAUCUAAUCUGGUUCGACAUGUUCUUCUCGCCCGUCCGGGACUCCGCGCUCAGCAGCGUAGACCUCAGCUCCACAGCUUCAGCCUGGGCCGCCGCCGACCCGCAGAACCGGGUGGCAUUUACGACGUCGCCGUACGGCCGCCAGACGCACUGGAGGCAGGGACUACUAAUAUGCAAGCCGCCGAAGUCGCAAUCGGAUGAGAAGAAGAAUGCAUUGGUCAUGAAGAACGGCGACGAGAUCAAGGGCGAGAUCACCUUCUCGAUCCCCGAGAAUCACGCGCGCGGCCUGGCUAUCAAGGUUACGUGGAACGGAAAUAAGGGACAGACCUGGUUUUUACAUUAAAGAGGUGUUCGAAUGAAAAGGAAAAGGGGCGAUAGGUCACGUAGCUAGGUAGCUACCUGCAAUAACCGUACUUAGCGGUGCGAUAUUCGGAAUGUGAAGUGGGUUUUAGACGCUCGGUAUUAUAGGAGCAUUGCUCUCUGCGCUGGUUAUUGUCUAGGUACUUUGCAGAUUCCGAAGUUUACAUGAUUCAUGUAGGAAUGUAGGAUGAUAGACCGAAUAACAAUAUUCCAACAUAAAA
Messenger RNA from Daldinia loculata, 2087 nucleotides. Its product is annotated as S-adenosyl-L-methionine-dependent methyltransferase. The transcript is spliced from 4 exons. Lineage: Eukaryota; Fungi; Ascomycota; Sordariomycetes; Xylariales; Hypoxylaceae. Gene Ontology annotation, biological process: peptidyl-arginine methylation. Gene Ontology annotation, molecular function: protein-arginine N-methyltransferase activity. Gene Ontology annotation, cellular component: nucleus. The coding region runs from base 125 to 1849 and encodes 574 amino acids. The record is from RefSeq and is a predicted model, not a curated record.